Molecule: messenger RNA, 1719 nt
Organism: Seminavis robusta
Lineage: Eukaryota; Bacillariophyta; Bacillariophyceae; Naviculales; Naviculaceae
Source: the annotation of a GenBank genome assembly
AUGACGACUUAUGACGGGGAAAUGGACUCUCCACACUACCUUGCAGAUCCAACCGGAGCUUUGUUUAGCCGAACGGCAAUUGCACCCGAAGCUACCAGUACCAAGAAUCCUGAAAAGCAGCAACUUCUAACACAGCAACCUGCAAAACAGCCACCAUCAAGUCCAAAAGAGUCUUCCAAAGAUGCCGAUGUCAUCAAUCCAAAAUCUUUUCAGGAUUGCUAUCAAACCGAACAAAAGCUGCAAAGUGGUUCCUAUGGUACCGUCUAUCAGGCUUCACGUGUGGGGAACAAGGAGGAAGGUGGUGAUAACAACAAGAAAAGCAAGUUUGCCGUCAAGGUGAUUGAUCGCACCAAACUCAAAGAAUCGGAUGAUCUCGCCGUCUUUCGGGAAGUCCGGCUCUUGAAAGAAUUGGUGGAUGUCCCCAGUGUGAUUACGCUGGUGGAUUUCUUUGUGGAACCAUCCACUCUCUACGUGGUCCAGGACCUGGCCGAAGGUGGGGAUCUGUUUGACAGAUUAAUCCGGCGUCAACACUAUACAGAAGAGUUUGCCCGUGAUCUGGUCAAGGUCCUGCUGCAGACCUUGAAAGUGGUACAUGGGCGAAAGAUUGUUCAUCGGGAUUUAAAACCAGGCAAUCUUUUAUUGGCCAGUGGAAGCAAUGAUUGCGAUAUCUUGCUAGCAGACUUUGGUUUUGCAAGGCAUUUGCCCACAGAUGGGGAUGGAUAUUGUCGCACGCGGUUGGGGACACCCAUGUAUGUUGCACCAGAGAUUGUGUUGCAGAAACCAUACAACUGUCAAAUCGACAUGUGGAGCUGUGGUUGCAUUAUCUACAUGCUCUUGUCAGGAUACCCUCCGUUCCAUGGCAGCAGUCACCGUGACUUGUUUCGUCGUAUCCGCGCCGGGAACUUUACAUUCCAUGAAAAGAGCUGGGGAAACGUAAGUGUUCCCGCAAAGCAGCUGAUUGCGCACUUGCUGACGGUGAAUCCAGAUCGAAGGUGGACAGCGCAAGAAGCAUUGGAUUCGACAUGGAUGAAAGCCACGACACCCACAUCCUUUACUCUAGGUGAAAACGAUCUUAGCGAAGCUUUGAGUAGGAUCCGAUCGAGGCGCAAGCUCAAGGCGGCAAUGGACGCCGUCCGAUGGGCUGCCGCGGCACGAUGCUGGAAGCCUGCUGCAACCUUUGGUCAGCCAACGGAAGAGAAUACAAGCGGAUCCUCUGCCACAUCGUCGCCUUCGACGGCAUCAACGAAAACGUUCCAGGACAACUAUACGCUCUUCAAAAAGGUUCGAAAAGGUGACUAUGCUACUGUCUGGGAGUGUCAACACAACAACACUCUGGAAGUAUAUGCCGUCAAGAUUAUUCCCCGAUCGGCAUUGUCGACAGACCACGACGAGCAGGUGUUGAACGAGGUGUCGCUUCUACAGUCCGUUUCAGCUGAUGCUUCCGAUUCUAUUGUCAAACUGGUUGACUUCUACGAAGAAGAGGAUGCCUUCUACAUUGUCAUGGAGCUGUUGACGAGAGGGGAUGUUUUUGAUCGCAUCCUUAUGCGGUCACACUACACGGAACUCGACGCACGGGAGCUUGUGAGGCGACUACUGCAGGCAGUUCAGACACUGCACAGCAAGGGCAUUGCCCACAGGGACAUCAAACCCCACAAGUACGAACUCGCGCAACACAUGCCUUUUUGUAGUGUCCUGAUCUUGCCGGAACGUUUGCUGUAG